Molecule: messenger RNA, 2661 nt
Organism: Diachasma alloeum
Lineage: Eukaryota; Metazoa; Arthropoda; Insecta; Hymenoptera; Braconidae
Product: poly(ADP-ribose) glycohydrolase
Exons: 6
Coding region: 279-2537 (752 amino acids)
Biological process (GO): nucleotide-sugar metabolic process; ATP generation from poly-ADP-D-ribose; regulation of DNA repair
Cellular component (GO): cytoplasm; nucleus
Molecular function (GO): poly(ADP-ribose) glycohydrolase activity
Source: RefSeq, a predicted model, not a curated record
AGUGGGCUAUAUAUACGGCUGUGGUGGUUAGGUUAUGUACACAAGAACCACAAGAAGCACUGUAUAUAUAUAUGUACACAGUAGUAUAUUUGGCAUUUGUUUUGUAAACGUUGAUAAAUGAUAUGAGGGGACUUGUUUUUUUUUUCCAAAUUUUUUUUACCACAAACGAAAUACAAUUGAGCAAAGUGUCUCUUUUCCACAUUUGUAUAGUGUGGACAGUUGAAUAAGUUAACCCUCGGAAAGAAACAAUUCAUUGAAAAAAAAUUGUUACACGAAAAAUGGCUAAAAAUACAAUACCUUUGGAAGAAGGACCAAUGUCCCCAGAUGUUUUCUCCGAUCCUGAGACACAAGAGUGUUCCAGCAUUCCACUAUUGGACGAAUCCUAUACAAGUUCAACAAGUGAUAGUAGAGAGCCAGAGCCUUCAGUGCACGAGCCAGAAUGGAGAGGAAUAAGUAUAGAUGAGAUUCAGAAAGGUCUGGGAGCCUUUGGUUUUCAACAGCAUCCUCCAAUCUCUCCAUCACCAACUCACACUGUAUUAUUUCAAUUACCUCUUGAGAAUCGAGGGCCGCCGAGGCCCUAUCAAAUACACGGAGCUGAUAAAUGGAGUGUUGGAUAUGUCAGAAUGCCCAAUUCUCCUCACAGUCUGUAUCCUAUUGAACAUGGGGUUGAUAAACCUCGUGAAUUUCGGAUGAGAUGGGAAAUUAUUCAGGAAUCAUUAUUACAAAGUUUCAUGUCCAGUACACAAUUGGAGGCAGCUAUAUUGUCUUAUAAUAAUAAUUAUGCUGAUCGAUGGGAUUUUUGUGCUCUUCAUUAUUUCUUCUCUGACGUUAUUGAUGAAGAGGAGACUGAAAUAUUCUUCAAGACAUUGCUCCCAAAGAUGAUACAAUUGGCACUGCAACUUCCAACAAUUGUCACGGGUCCAAUACCACUAUUGAAAAAACACACAAAUUAUUCAAUUAGUAUGAGUCAACUUCAAGUGGCAUCUCUCCUGGCUAAUGCGUUCUUCUGCACAUUUCCAAGACGCAAUUCCAAUAAUCCACAAUCAGAAUAUGCCCUGUAUCCUCACAUCAAUUUAAAUAAUCUAUUUGCCUGCUAUAACGAAGCCAGACCAAAUAGAUCAGCAGCAGUAGCCGAGAAAUUAAAGUGUCUGUUUCAUUAUUUUCGACGAGUUACAACAACAGCUCCAGAAGGGACAAUCACAAUUCAACGUCACUACAUUCCAAAAAAAGACUGCCCAAGAUGGGAUAAAUUGCACAAUUUAUUACCAGCACUGCACAUAACUAGUAAAGGAACAAUAGAAACUGAAGGGGCUGGACUUCUUCAGGUUGACUUUGCCAAUAGAUAUGUCGGCGGUGGAGUGUUGAACUGGGGCUGCGUUCAAGAGGAAAUUCGUUUUGUCAUAUGUCCAGAGCUCAUUGUGACAAUGCUCAUUACCGAAGCACUUGAUGACACGGAAGCUCUCAUUGUCACUGGCAUUGAACGGUAUAGCAGGUACGAGGGUUACAGUAGUAGUUUCAAAUGGGCUGGAAAUUUUGUCGAUGAAACACCGAGGGAUACUAGUGGCCGACGAAGAACGUCAAUUGUUGCCAUCGAUGCUCUUUAUUUCACACAGGCAGAUUCACAAUUCAAUAUGAAGAAUAUUAUUCGAGAGUUGAAUAAGGCUUAUGUUGGCUUCAGCACAUCUGAAAUGGAUAAAAACCAUCUCCCAGCAAUAGCAACAGGAAAUUGGGGAUGUGGAGCUUUUCGGGGGAAUCCAAAGCUCAAAGUAGUGAUCCAACUGAUGGCAGCUGCUGCAGCAGGACGAUCAAUGGUUUAUUUCACAUUUGGUGAUGCUAAUCUGCGAGACAGUGUUGGUGAAAUGUAUUGGCAUCUUCGGGAUCGCAAUAUUGACAUUUCUCGACUAUUUUCACUACUGCGUCAAUACGAGGCUGAAUCAACAACUGAUCAUUCGGAUUUUUACCCUUUUUUAUUUAAUCGAAGUAAAAUAAAACCAUUAACCAAUUAUUUUUCACUUGUUAAGUCUUCAAACGAUGAAAAUACCAAUGACAAAAUAAUUAAUUCUACAAAGAGUUUUGUCCAGGCAAAAGUUAGGGAUAGAUUGAGUUCAGUCCACAAAACUAAAUUGUCGGAUGAAGAAGAAGAAGAGGAGAGAAUUAGGAAUAUGUUAGAAGAAUAUACAGAUGAUACUGCUGACAAGGAUGCACCAGAGGAAUCCUGUUUCAAGAGGAGGCACACGUAUUCUUUACAGCUCAUGAAAGAAAAGACUGAAUUCCAAUCAAUGGUGGAAGGAAAGGACGAAUUGUACACAGAAAUUCUGAAAGAGAUGCCAGAUGCAUGCACAGAUGAAGGAGGCAGGAUAAAAAGGCGAACAUCACCAUUAGAUUUAUUAGUAUCCAGCCACGAAAUAAAAAAUACAACUUCCAAUAAUCAUGAAUCAAACAUUAAUAGAUCCAAAUGCCCAGGUAAAUAUUCAACACUUGGGAAAGGUCAGAGAAAAAUAUCAGACUUCUUUUCAUUGAAAACAUCCUUGUUAUAAAACGUUGAGCAUACAAUGUCAUGAUAUGAUUGGAUAAAUCCAUAAUUCGAUAAUGACAAUUUACCUUUGUACAUAGUAUUAAGAAAUAUUAUAGGAAUAGAAAAAUAAAAAAUAAAUGUUUGCA